Molecule: messenger RNA, 2091 nt
Organism: Diorhabda carinulata
Lineage: Eukaryota; Metazoa; Arthropoda; Insecta; Coleoptera; Chrysomelidae
Gene: MED15
Product: mediator of RNA polymerase II transcription subunit 15
Exons: 7
Coding region: 204-2036 (610 amino acids)
Biological process (GO): regulation of DNA-templated transcription
Molecular function (GO): transcription coregulator activity
Source: RefSeq, a predicted model, not a curated record
AUAAUAGAAUACGAGUAUCCUUGUAGUGUUGGCAUUAACAUAUUAUGUCAAAAUAUUUUUCUAAACAGAAACAAAACUUUGAACUAUAAACUGAUAAUGAAAAAGACAUAGUUUUUCUAGUUUUCAAUUUUGGGGUGUUUUUGUGGGGAUAUAAUAUUUACAAUCAUAAAAUUAUUUUUUUGUGUGAAUUUUCCUAAAUAAAAAUGACUGACGAAAAUUCUUGGAGAACCUCCACAUUCCGGCAAAGUGUUGUUGCCAAAAUUGACGAAGCUAUCAGGCAAUCUGGUAUGAACACGUCUAGAAAUAGCAUAGAAAUGGAAAAUCAUGUCUUUCAAAAAGCUAAAAAUAAGGAAGAGUACCUAGGAUUCGUUGCUAGAUUAAUUCUACAUGUUAGAGAAAUGAAACCCAAACAAGGGGGUGGUAUGUCAGUGCCAGGACAAGGACAAGGUGGGCCCGGUAUGCCAGACCCAAUCAACGCUCUGCAAAACUUAGCUAGUCAAGGUACUAGAAAUUCUAUGAUGGCCAUGGGACAACAGACUGCACAAAUGGGUGGUCCACAACAAGCUCCUGCCACAAAUCUCUUGCAAACAUUAAAUAGGGGUCCUAAUCAGCAAAUGAUGAUGGGUAUGCCUGGGAACAUGCCUAUGCAGGACAGACAGAAUAUGAACAUGCCACCUAACAGUGGACAAAUGGCUAACACUCAGAUGAGUAACCAAAUGGCAAAUCAAAUAAGGCUACAACAAAUGCAGAAUAAUACGAUGAACCAAAUGACUGGUCAUUUAGGUGGACCGAUGCAGACUGCUGUUCAAAAUCAGAUGACGAACCAAAUGCCCGGACAGAUGUCUGGACAGUUACCAGGACAGAUGCAAAUGUCUAGCAGUAUGGCAAAUCAAAUACAGAAUCAAAUGAUGGGUAACAUGAAUCAACUACCGCAACAAAAAUCCCAACAAAUGAUAAUCAACCAAAUCAACCCCAACUUUCCCCGCCAGCCGACUCCAAAUCAGAUGUUUAAUCAAAGUCCUUCAUCUUCUGUCCAAUCUCCCGGACUAGUUAAUCAACCUCCGGUAGCUUCUCCAGCCUUGGCAUCAUCACCCGGAUCUCAAAUGAAUAUGGUAGGAAGCGUGGGACCACCUAGAUCUGUAGGUAUGGCACCGAGUCCUGGUAGUUCAUUGAAUACUCCAGGUCAACCAACUCAAAGUCCAAUGGCUGGAGGAACCAUGACAGAUGAACAGGCUUAUAGAGAAAAAGUUAGGCAGUUAAGUAAAUACAUUGAUCCUCUCAGGAAGAUGAUUGCCAAGUUGGGAAAUGAUGAUGUCGAAAAAAUGACUAAAAUGAAGAAACUUCUCGAGAUAUUAACCAACCCCCAUCAACGAACACCACUUGAUACUCUUAUAAAAUGCGAAAUUGUCUUAGAAAAAAUCGGGUGCCGUAGGGGAGACGGCAGCGUUCCACCUACCAGUACACAGUUACCUUUUAAAGAACCGCAUGUUUUCCAUCCAUUACUAGAUGCCGUUAGUAAUAAUUUACAGAGUCCUGUUAUCAAUCACACUUUACAUCGAACUUUCGGGCCUACCAUGGAUGCCCUCUUCGGACCAGAAAUCAAACUUGUCCCUUCAUUGAAAAAGGUUGCACACGAAGAACCGAUUAGUGAUAUACCGGACGUCUUGCAAGGAGAAAUAGCCCGUUUGGAUCAACGAUUCAAAGUCUCCUUAGAUCCCAACCAACAACCUGGUUCUAAGUCCAUCCAAUUAAUUUGUUGGUUAGACGACAAACAUUUACCUUGCGUACCUCCAGUAUCUUUAGUUGUACCUGAAGAUUAUCCUAAAACAUCUCCCACUUGCCAUAUGGCAUCACACGAAUAUAAUGCAACCGCCUUUUUGUCUGCAGUACAAACUGCACUUCUAGCAAGGAUAAAGAAGUUACCGAAAUACUUUUCUGUGUCUCAAUUGCUGGAUACUUGGGAGAUGAGUGUGAGACAAGCUUCGGCACCUAAGAAUGUGCCUGUUAGUGAUCUGAGCGUUAUGCUGGGGAUGUGAAUUUGUGUAUUUUAGUGUUUUUUACCUAACAAAUAUAUAAACACAAUGAAAUUGA